AUGCUCACAGAAGUUGAUGUCUUCAUUAGCAAUUAUACCCUAGUCGAUCCGGAAAUCUAUCAACUUUGGAUUGAAGGAUAUACUUCAACUGAAGCUGUGAAUUUUCUAAAGUUGAAAGAGAGCUCCCAAAUGAUGGGAGUUCCUGUUGAAUUAAUUUGUUCAGAUGUCCUGGAUCACUAUCGGACAUAUUCUCUCUUGGAGAGAAUUCUGCAUAUGCCAUCAAAAUUGUCUGAACAACCAUCAUUUCAGCUUGAGCCCCAAAGUCGUUCACUUCUGAUUGAAAAGUAUUAUUCUCUGGAUGAUGCUGUUGCACGUGAGAUUUUGGGGAAGAAAUUGUCAUCCAGGUACCGUAAGGAUCUCGAUGAGGUGGCUGAAAAGACGGGAGCUAAGCUCAAGUCGUGUCGUCGCCAAUUUGACAAUGUGAAGAGGAUUUUCAAGACUGUGGAGGAAAUGCCAGGAAAUAUGACGAACAAUAUUAAGCAGCAUUUUAUGUUGCCGGAUGAUUUGGCCAGGAAGUAUGCUGCUGUGGUAUUUAUUGCCUGCCUCAGAUUCGAAACCUCCAAACGUCGACUUCAGUAUCUGGAUUUCUUGGAUUUCUUUGAAUGUUCUCAAGCUGUUAUGACCUUUUGGACGUACACAUAUCAGCAUUCUGGUCCUGAAUACUAUGAUACAGAGAUGGAUAAAGAGUUUCUCCUGGACCUACGGGAAUUACGGUGUCUUGUGGACAAAGAAAAAGAGAUCAAACAUCUCGUGUGCAUAAGAUUGAAACCGACUCUUCUGGAACGAAACUAUCAGGAAUUGGAUAUCAAUUUCCGAUCAUAUUGGCGGGCUCUCAUUACAAUAGCGUGCAAUUUGCAUCGAACACGUGAAUUGAGGGGGCUAUUUUUGGAGUUAUCAGAGAAGCUCAUUGAUCCAUGGAGGCAGAAUAAUUGGACCGUUGAUCAAGUAAAAUUUUUCCUACCAGCCAUAACCCAGAGUGUGCUGGAUUUAGAAGUUUCAAGGGACCAAGACAUUCGUUGUCUGUGGGAUCGGUAUAUGCAAGUGAUCAGUACAUGUUUAAUACGUAUGUAUCAUACUUGACAGAGAAUGUGAAAAAAUGUGAUCAAAAGGAAUUCAAUAAAAACACGUCGAAGAGGAUGGCAUUGGCGAUGACUUACUAA
Phlebotomus papatasi is the source of this 1160-nucleotide messenger RNA. It is a transcript of the gene Fibp, whose product is annotated as acidic fibroblast growth factor intracellular-binding protein. Gene Ontology annotation, cellular component: nucleus. The record is from RefSeq and is a predicted model, not a curated record. The transcript is spliced from 5 exons. Lineage: Eukaryota; Metazoa; Arthropoda; Insecta; Diptera; Psychodidae. Bases 1 to 1080 code for a protein of 359 amino acids.